CAGUCCGAGCUGAGCAGCUGGCGGAGCAGAGCGGAGCGCCAGAUCAGCCAUGUCAUCCGAGCCUCCCCCACCGCCGCAGCCCCCCACCCACCAGGCUUCAGUUGGGCUGCUGGAAACCCCGAAGGGCCGGGAUCGCUCUCCAUCCCCACUGCGGGGCAACGUGGUCCCCAGUCCACUACCCACUCGCCGGACGAGGACCUUUUCUGCGACUGUGCGGGCUUCCCAGGGCCCCGUCUACAAGGGAGUCUGCAAAUGCUUCUGCAGAUCCAAGGGCCAUGGCUUCAUUACCCCAGCCGACGGCGGCCCCGACAUCUUCCUGCACAUCUCCGAUGUGGAAGGCGAGUACGUCCCGGUAGAAGGUGAUGAGGUCACUUAUAAGAUGUGCUCCAUCCCGCCCAAGAACGAGAAGCUGCAGGCUGUGGAGGUGGUCAUCACUCACCUGGCACCGGGCACCAAGCACGAGACCUGGUCUGGGCACGUUGUCAGCUCCUAG
Molecule: messenger RNA, 493 nt
Organism: Chrysochloris asiatica (Cape golden mole)
Lineage: Eukaryota; Metazoa; Chordata; Mammalia; Afrosoricida; Chrysochloridae
Gene: CARHSP1
Product: calcium regulated heat stable protein 1, 24kDa
Exons: 4
Coding region: 50-493 (147 amino acids)
Biological process (GO): regulation of mRNA stability
Cellular component (GO): cytoplasm
Molecular function (GO): mRNA 3'-UTR binding
Source: RefSeq, a predicted model, not a curated record